UUGAAAAAGUCGGAGUGGAAUCCAUUGUGGUGUGCGGAGCGGCUCGGGAGCGACGCCGAGGGGCACGGAGCGCACAAAGCGCUUGCUGCUGGAACCGGGACAAGCCAAGGCGCAGCAAUUCAGAUGCUCGAACCACGAUGGUCGCGUGAACGCGGCCGGCGCGGAGCGCGCGGAAACAUCUGUCCGGGGGAGAGCGGAGGGAGCGCGUCCCCGACGUCGGUUUUACCGGCGUCGCCGUCCGGCGUGACCGGAGCCGCUUGAGUUUUUCGUGACAGUUUUUGCACUCGCCCGGUGGCAAUUGUGGAUUCUCACCAUGACCUUGCAGACAGCUUGAGAAAUUGAAGCAAAUGGAUUUCCAAGCUCUAGGUUUUUUGACGUUCCUGAAGUGGUACUGCCAUGAUGAUCAAUAGAUGAUGACAAUGAUGAUGAGAAUGACAGUGAAUGGGCCCAUGGCGAUGAUGGACUAGUGACGACUUGCACACUUCAGUCACAGCCCCUCCUCAUGCUAUGCGAGAACAUGCUUCGUUUUGUCUCCCUCAAGUUUGGCCGUCUGUACAGGUGCCUCAAGUUCCUGUUUGUUGUGGGCCUUUUUGUGGUUUUGCUGAUGAACACACACAACCUGUUUGUGUCCUUCCAGAGGAAUGAGCUUACUGACCGCCGCUUCAUCAACCUCAAUAAGUGCCCGGCCUGCUUUGGUACCAGCUGGUGCCGCAAAUUCAUGAAUGGUCAGGUGUCCUUUGAGAGUUGGGGAAGGCUGCGACUUCUUGACUAUUUCAAUGUCAAAAAUGUCUACUUUGCACAGUAUGGGGAGCCAAGAGAGGGCACCCGGCGCAUUGUCCUAAAACGCUUGGGCUCCAACCAGGAACUGGCUGACAUCGAUCAGAAAAUAUGCAAGCGUGCCACGGGGCGGCCACGCUGUGACCUCAUCCAGGCCAUAUACAGGACUGAAUUUGCACGCCUCAAUGGCGAUGUCAGGUUGCUCACUCCCGAUGUGGUGGAGGGGUGGUCCGAUCUGGUACACUGCCCCUCCCAGAGACUGCUGGACAGAUUAGUGCGGAGGUAUGCGGAGACUAAAGACUCAGGGAGCUUCCUGCUGAAGAAUCUGAAGGACACUGAGCGCAUGCAACUUUUGAUGACUUUGGCUUUCAAUCCAGAACCCUUGGUUCUUCAGAGCUUUCCUUCUGACGAGGGCUGGCCCUUUGCCAAGUACCUGGGUGCAUGUGGGCGUAUGGUGGCAGUGAACUACGUGGGUGAGGAGCUCUGGAGUUUUUACAGCGCUCCCUGGGAGAAGCGUGUGGACCUCGCCCGGCAGCUGAUGGACAUCGCUGAGCAGCUCACCAACAAUGACUUUGACUUUGCGCUCUACCUCCUCGAUGUGAGCUUUGACAACUUUGCUGUCGGACCUCGAGAUGGCAAGGUUAUUGUCGUGGACGCUGAAAAUAUUAUUGUGGCGGAUAAAAGGCUGAUAAAGCAGAACAAGCCGGAGAACUACGACAUAUGGUACGAGAGCAAGUUUGAGGACUGUGAUAAGGAGGCAUGUCUCUCCUUCUCCAAGGACAUCCUUUGCUCACGUGUUACUGUCGACCACAACUACUAUGCCAUAUGCCAGAACUUGCUAUCCAGGUAUGCCACAUGGCGAGGCACCACAGGGGGUCUCCUGCAUGACCCCCCUGGUGAUGUGGCUAGAGAAGGACAACUGGAGGCCUUGCUGGAUGAGUGCGCUAAUCCCAAGAAGCGCUAUGGCCGGUUUCAGGCUGCUAAAGAGCUGCGGGAGUAUCUAACUCAGCUUAGUAACAGUGCUAGGUAAUAAAUUGGGACUUGCUUGGGGGUGGCUGUGCUCUCUAAAUUCAACAUGGCAGCAAAUGAAACUAUUUUCUUCCAAUAUAUUGGAAAUAGCAGGGAGAAUAAGGUCAAAUUCAUUUGUUUUGCAUUUCAGUUUUCAUUUGUUUGUGGAAGAGAAUAGAUAUGAAGUAAUUAAAGUUUGCACUUGCUGCCGCACCUCCGUGGCUACAUGUAGAAGGGUGGUCAUGUUAACUAGAAUAUAUGUUGGAAAGGGAAUCACCUGGUUCAUACACAGGCUGGAGGGCACUCAUGUUGUAGAUUGUACCAUGAUCUCAUGAGGACCUUUGAACCUACCCCGCCUGUUGAAAGGGAUUCCGUGAGGAUGUUCUGAACUACUUUGUUUGAAGGAGAAUGUUUUGUGUGUGUGUGUGUGUGUGUGUGUGUGUGUGUGUGUGUGUGUGUGUGUGUGUGGGUUUUUUUUUUUUUUUGAAUUGUGGCAGAGAAACUGCUGAUAGGUGGUCACUGGGAGGGAGCGCUGAAGCUGCUCGCACUUAGGGUAUCCUUGAACAUGGCAAUCAACCUAUAGGAGAGGUAGACUAAAUUAGGAGUAUUUAUUGGUUAAUAGGAGUAGAAGUUUCUACGGGAUUGUAAAUGUCCAUAUAUUGUAAAAUAUUGUGCAUAUGCCAAAGAAACUGAAUACAUGGAACUCAAAACCCUGGUUUGGAACAACUCAAUUUCUUGAACAUAAUCUCUUAAAACUAUGAACUGAGGACAAGCAAGAGACUCUUCAGUACAGUAAACUUCUCCCCCUGUUUUAGUCUCCAGUAUUCUACUUAUGUUUAUUGAAGGACAUUUCAGGGAAAAACAACACUAAUUAUAAAUCCCCUCCCAUUUUAAAUAUUUUUUUUAAGUUUGCAGAGUUUUA
Molecule: messenger RNA, 2707 nt
Organism: Scleropages formosus (Asian bonytongue)
Lineage: Eukaryota; Metazoa; Chordata; Actinopteri; Osteoglossiformes; Osteoglossidae
Product: divergent protein kinase domain 2A
Exons: 4
Coding region: 503-1807 (434 amino acids)
Source: RefSeq, a predicted model, not a curated record